Molecule: messenger RNA, 2479 nt
Organism: Cyprinodon variegatus (sheepshead minnow)
Lineage: Eukaryota; Metazoa; Chordata; Actinopteri; Cyprinodontiformes; Cyprinodontidae
Gene: rab14l
Product: RAB14, member RAS oncogene family
Exons: 8
Coding region: 155-802 (215 amino acids)
Biological process (GO): phagosome maturation; endocytic recycling; defense response to bacterium
Cellular component (GO): phagocytic vesicle; recycling endosome; trans-Golgi network
Molecular function (GO): GTP binding; GTPase activity
Source: RefSeq, a predicted model, not a curated record
AGCAAAUCGCCGCAUACAAGGUUCUUUGUCCCAGAAGCCCAUUGUAUAGAGCCGAGGAAACCCUGUGCCGUAAGCAGCCAUCUUGAGCCAGGAUAACCUGCAAACCUGUUCUGAACAGCUUCAAAACAACUAAAGAUUCCAGUACUGAGCCACCAUGGCCACUGCACCAUAUAACUACUCCUACAUUUUCAAAUACAUCAUCAUCGGGGACAUGGGGGUAGGAAAGUCCUGUUUGCUUCAUCAGUUCACAGAAAAGAAAUUUAUGGCAGACUGCCCUCAUACAAUCGGUGUGGAGUUUGGUACGAGGAUAAUCGAGGUGAGCGGGCAAAAAAUCAAGCUGCAAAUCUGGGACACAGCAGGACAGGAGCGCUUCAGGGCAGUCACCCGCUCCUACUACCGCGGGGCCGCAGGGGCACUUAUGGUCUACGACAUUACCAGGAGAAGCACUUACAACCACCUGAGCAGCUGGCUCACUGAUGCCAGAAACCUCACUAACCCCAAUACUGUCAUCAUUCUCAUAGGAAACAAAGCGGACUUGGAGGCCCAGAGGGAUGUCACAUAUGAGGAAGCAAAGCAGUUUGCUGAAGAGAACGGUUUAUUGUUUCUGGAAGCCAGUGCAAAAACAGGUGAAAAUGUUGAGGACGCCUUCCUCGAAGCUGCUAAGAAAAUCUACCAGAAUAUCCAAGAUGGCAGCCUGGACCUAAACGCCGCCGAGUCAGGGGUGCAGCACAAGCCCUCAGCACCUCAAGGCGGUCGACUAACCAGUGAACCCCAGCCUCAGAGGGAAGGUUGCGGCUGCUAAUGACCAAGCAACCCACCCCCCCCUUGCGCCUUUCCUCCUUUCUGUUCUGGCUGGGCUCCCUCCCUCAAGCAAACCCCUUCUUUCCAUCCAUUCCAACGCUUUCGUACGUUCAUCCCUCACUGUUUCAGGAGCUGCAUGAGAGCUGGGCUGGGGAGGAAAAGAAGGGCAAACAUCGACUUAAGCCAGACUGAGCUGGGCUAUGUGGACUACAUCUCUCCCUCUGUCUAUCUCUGUCUCACUUCCCUCCCAUCUGUGUCUGGCAACGUUCAGCCUAACCCCCCCCACCAGUAGGAGUGUAGAUGGCACCAGGAGUCACACUGAUCACUGACACCUUAGUGUUCAGCUGAUAGUGGUGAAAUGCACACACUGCAGAAGUUUCACAUGCCCCUUGUCAGUUUUGUAUAAAUUAAAUCUGAAAUUUAAACCCCAAACUCUUCAAAUGCACGUUUUAUGAUUUUAUUUUACUUUAUGCAAAUAAGUUUACUUUUCAGUGAGGGAAGAAGGUAAGAGAGAUAUAUUUAUUAAGCAGACACACACACAAAAGAAAUUCAGACAGAAAUUCCUGACAAAGUGUUAAGUUAUAAAAUCCCUGCAUUGUUUUUCUUUUGGGGUGUUUGAUUUAAGUCGGCAUUAGAUUUCAUUUUAAGUCAUUGACUUGCUCAGCUUUCCCUCAUGCAUCAAACCUUCAAAACUCUCCCAUCACUGUCAACACGUCUUAACCAGCAUCUGUUAUUGUUGCCUUAUCGGAACACUUUGUUUUGUUUUUUUUAUGCUACCACCGGCUUCACACAGAAUCAAUAAAUUAGCUCUUACAUUUUGUUAGAAAGUAAAAACAAAUCUCCCUUUUCUUAAAGCUGCACUGAAGAAGUGGUCUGUUUAUCUGGACAAUUGUUGAUGCCUCAUAUAACCAACACAAAGCAGCAUGCAACCCCUCCCCCCAUUUGACACAUUAAGUUGUAAAACAAAGAAAAAUGUUUUUAUUUCCUUAAAUUACAUUAUUUCUGUAACAUAGACGUUCCCUGACUGAACAGCUGUAUAUAUAUUGCUUCUUAACUGCUGGUGAUAACCUUGCUACUGUACUUUGGUUUAAAGAAAGUUAUCUGCCAAGAUCUGUACAGUCGGUGUGCUAGUGGGUUGCCUGUAAUUCAUGCUUUGGGAAAUUCUGUAACAUAGUUUCUAUUAAUGUGUGUAAAGGACAAACCCAGACGAGUCCCCGCCCCACCACCAUCCACCCUGUCUGCACACUACCGAGUUAGCCGGUACACUGAGGGGGGAGGCAAUCCGGUUUGAGAUAUUCAGAUUUUAUUUAUUUCAAACUUUAGAGUCAUGUCUGUACAGAUUAGACACCGGGGCAUGUUUGUGUUAGUCUGCUUCAUUUUCCCCACCCCCUGCGUCUCUGUAUUAUCUUUUUUGGGCUGCAGGGAUUGGUUUAUAUUUCUGGAUUUGGUGGGCUUCCUUGUCCCCAUGUCCCGCCUCUUUGCAGUUUGAGUGACCACUUCCUGCUUCGUCUGUCCACAAGUUAAAAAAAAAGGAAAAAAAUGGCAAAACUAGUAAAUAUGUAUAAAUUUUUAAAAAGCUGUGCUAACAUUUAAAUGCGUUCUUUGCGUGUAUAUGAUUUUAAAAUGUUGACAUUUUGAUUUUAAUGAUAAAAUACUCUAGUCAGAAAAAUAAAUUAUA